GCUUUCCCCUGCAAAAGAGGAAGAAGGUGAAGCCAGGGGACUCUGGGCAGAGAAAGAAAGGGGAAAGAAGCAACAGCAAGAGCAGCAAAUCAGGAGAAUUUCUUGCAGAAGGGAAAGUAGAACUCCAGAGGAGAUCGGUGAUAUUUGAAGAGAGGUGUGUGUGAGGGAGCAGUGAGUAGAAGGCAGGCAGCCUGUCAGAAAGGGCUGUCCCUCCCCUUCCUAAGCACAGCCUUUACUCACAGACAAACUCCCUCCCUCUCUCAUUCACUCACUCACUUAGGGCCAAUCACUCCCUCUCUCUUCCUCUCCCUCUCUCUCUCUCCCUCUCUCUCUCUCUUUCCCUCCUUCCCUCCCUCCCUCUCUCCCUCUCCCUCUCCCCCUUCUCUCCCUCUCUCUUCUCUCCCCCUCUCUCCUCUUUCCCAGUCUCUCUUUCCCUCCCAUCCAUUCUCUGUCUCUGUCUGUCUCCCCCCCCAACCCUGUCUCUCCCUCCCUCCCUCCAUCCCUCCCUCCCUCCCUCCCUCCUUCUCUUUUACUGGGAGACAGUCAGAACUCUCCUCCCUGACAGCUACAAACCUACAGCACUGACUGCAUUCAGAGAGGGAACCUGCAAACAAAACUUCACAGAAAACUUUUUGUUCUUGUUCCAGAGAAUUGACUGAAGAGGAGAAAGAAAAAAAAAAAACCCAAAAAGGAAAAAAAAAAAAAAAAAAAAAAAAAAAAACCUGUGCGUGAGUGGGGGGGAGGAAAAGCAGAGCCUUUAAAAAGGGCAAUCACAACAACUUUUGCUGCCAGGAUGCCCUUGCUUUGGCUACGAGGAUUUUUGUUGGCGAGUUGCUGGAUUAUAGUGAGGAGUUCCCCCACCCCGGGAUCCGAGGGGCACAGUGCAACCCCCGACUGCCCGUCCUGUGCGCUGGCCACCCUCCCAAAGGACGUACCCAACUCUCAGCCGGAGAUGGUGGAGGCCGUCAAGAAGCACAUUUUAAACAUGCUGCACUUGAAGAAGAGACCCGAUGUCACCCAGCCGGUACCCAAGGCGGCGCUUCUGAACGCGAUCAGAAAGCUUCAUGUGGGCAAAGUCGGGGAGAACGGGUACGUGGAGAUAGAGGAUGACAUCGGCAGAAGGGCAGAAAUGAAUGAACUUAUGGAGCAGACCUCGGAGAUCAUCACGUUCGCGGAGUCAGGCACAGCCAGGAAGACGCUGCACUUUGAGAUUUCCAAAGAAGGCAGUGACCUGUCCGUGGUGGAGCGUGCGGAAAUCUGGCUCUUCCUGAAAGUCCCCAAGGCCAACAGGACCCGGACCAAAGUCACCAUCCAUCUUUUUCAGCAGCAGAAGCACCCGCAGGGCGGCUGGGACGCAGGGGAGGAGGCCGAGGAAGUGGGCUUAAUGGGGGAGAGGAAUGAAGUGUUGAUAUCAGAGAAGGUGGUGGAUGCUCGAAAGAGCACCUGGCACAUCUUCCCCGUCUCCAGCUGCAUCCAGCGGUUGCUGGACCAGGGCAAGAGCUCCCUGGACAUUCGGAUUGCCUGUGAUCAAUGCCACGAGACCGGCGCCAGCCUGGUGCUGCUGGGCAAGAAGAAGAAGAGAGAAGAGGAGGGGGAAGGGAAGAAAAGGGACGGAGAAGGAGGGGCGGGAGGGGACGAGGAGAAGGAACAGUCGCACAGACCUUUCCUCAUGCUGCAGGCCCGCCAGUCUGAAGACCACCCUCACCGGCGCCGGCGGCGGGGCUUGGAGUGUGACGGCAAGGUCAACAUCUGCUGUAAGAAACAGUUCUUUGUUAGUUUCAAGGACAUUGGCUGGAAUGACUGGAUCAUCGCUCCCUCUGGCUAUCACGCCAACUACUGCGAGGGUGAGUGCCCCAGCCACAUAGCAGGAACGUCGGGCUCAUCCCUGUCCUUUCACUCGACGGUCAUCAACCACUACCGCAUGCGGGGUCACAGCCCCUUUGCCAACCUCAAGUCGUGCUGUGUGCCCACCAAGCUGAGACCCAUGUCCAUGUUGUACUAUGAUGAUGGGCAGAACAUCAUCAAAAAGGACAUCCAGAACAUGAUUGUGGAGGAGUGUGGGUGCUCAUAGAGCACUCAGCCCAGGGGGGAAUGGGAGCAAGACGGUCCAGAGAAGACAGUCGUGACAUGAAGACAUGUUUAAGGUUUCCGACUGAAACAACCAGAAGAAUAGAAAUU
This is a messenger RNA of Orcinus orca (killer whale), 2178 nucleotides long. RefSeq names its product inhibin subunit beta A (gene INHBA). NCBI's taxonomy places the organism in Eukaryota, Metazoa, Chordata, Mammalia, Artiodactyla, Delphinidae. The coding region runs from base 794 to 2071 and encodes 425 amino acids. Gene Ontology annotation, cellular component: extracellular region. Gene Ontology annotation, biological process: BMP signaling pathway; SMAD protein signal transduction. Gene Ontology annotation, molecular function: hormone activity; cytokine activity; growth factor activity. The record is from RefSeq and is a predicted model, not a curated record. The transcript has 2 exons.